Molecule: messenger RNA, 2456 nt
Organism: Mastomys coucha (southern multimammate mouse)
Lineage: Eukaryota; Metazoa; Chordata; Mammalia; Rodentia; Muridae
Gene: Mtf2
Product: metal response element binding transcription factor 2
Exons: 17
Coding region: 932-2407 (491 amino acids)
Biological process (GO): chromatin organization; regulation of DNA-templated transcription
Cellular component (GO): nucleus
Molecular function (GO): DNA binding; chromatin binding
Source: RefSeq, a predicted model, not a curated record
CCGGAGUAGCUCCGCGCUCCCAGAAUGCACCGGUAGUCCGCGGGAAACCAAAAUGGCGAAGGGCUGUAGCGAAGUGGUCUGUGUUUAAGGCUGGUGCGAGAACGCACAUUCUCUUCCCCAACCCUCGUCCCCAAGGAAUUCGGUGUGUGUGUGCGUGUGCGCAGGGCUCCCGCUGGGGCGGGUGCCCAGUGAGUGCCGGGACUCGCGGAGAAGCGCCCACAGGAACGUGAUUGCUUCUAUUUUCCUGUAUGAAGCGGUUGGCACCACUUAAGUGACCGAAUGAGAAAGGGUUAACUGAGGCGAGAAGACCCACCCUGACUAUGUAAGGCCACCAUACUUUUGGGCUGGGGUCCUGGAUUGAGUUAGAUGGAAGAAGCAAGCUGAGCAUGAACACUGAUCUUCCUGACUGCAGAUAUCAGUGCGAUGACUGUCUCCUGCUUCUACUAUGCCUCCCCUUCCAUGAUGGACUGUACUCUGAAACUCUGCCGAGUGGUUCAUCAUGGACUAGAGUAGUGGCAAGGGUACUGGAAACGUGAUUGUGGUGGAGGUGUCAUGGCUGAUGGCUGUUACCAGAGAAGAGGAGGGAAAUUGGAGCGGCACAAUAGAGGGAUGAAAGUUCCUACUAGGGAGAGACUCUACAGGAGUAGGUAAUUCACUGGUCCACAAGCGGUCUCCUUUACGUCGAAACCAAAAGGCCUCAGCACCCUUGAAUAAGCUGUCUUUACAGGAUGGACAUAAAGCCAAAAAACCAGCAUGUAAAUUUGAAGAGGGUCAAGAUGUCUUAGCUAGAUGGUCAGAUGGCUUGUUUUAUCUUGGAACUAUCAAAAAGAUAAACAUAUUGAAACAGAGCUGCUUCAUCAUAUUUGAGGACAGUUCUAAAUCCUGGGUUCUCUGGAAGGACAUCCAAACAGGAGCCACUGGGAGUGGGGAAAUGGUCUGUACAAUAUGUCAAGAAGAGUACUCAGAAGCUCCCAAUGAGAUGGUGAUAUGUGAUAAGUGUGGUCAAGGGUAUCACCAGCUUUGUCACACACCUCAUAUUGACGCGAGUGUGAUUGAUUCAGAUGAAAAGUGGCUUUGUCGACAGUGUGUUUUUGCAACAACAACAAAGAGGGGUGGUGCGCUUAAGAAAGGACCAAAUGCCAAAGCAUUGCAAGUCAUGAAGCAGACAUUACCCUAUAGUGUGGCCGACCUUGAAUGGGAUGCAGGUCAUAAAACCAAUGUCCAGCAGUGCUACUGCUAUUGUGGAGGCCCUGGAGACUGGUAUUUAAAGAUGCUGCAGUGCUGCCGAUGUAAGCAGUGGUUUCAUGAGGCUUGUGUCCAAUGCCUCCAGAAGCCAAUGCUGUUUGGAGAUAGGUUUUAUACAUUUAUUUGCUCUGUCUGCAGUUCUGGACCAGAAUACCUCAAACGCCUACCAUUACAGUGGGUAGAUAUAGCACACCUAUGCCUUUACAACCUAAGUGUUAUUCACAAGAAGAAGUACUUUGAUUCUGAACUUGAGCUUAUGACAUACAUUAAUGAGAACUGGGAUAGAUUGCACCCUGGAGAGCUGGCAGACACACCCAAAUCUGAAAGAUAUGAACAUGUUCUGGAGGCAUUAAAUGAUUACAAGACCAUGUUUAUGUCUGGGAAGGAAAUAAAGAAGAAGAAGCAUUUGUUUGGGUUGCGAAUUCGUGUUCCUCCUGUGCCACCAAAUGUGGCUUUCAAAGCAGAGAAAGAACCUGAAGGAACAUCCCAUGAAUUUAAAAUUAAAGGCAGAAAGGCAUCCAAACCUAUAUCUGACUCAAGGGAAGUAAGCAAUGGGAUAGAAAAAAAAGGAAAGAAAAAAUCCGUAGGUCGCCCUCCUGGCCCAUAUACAAGAAAAAUGAUUCAGAAAGCCGCUGACCUCCCAUUGGAUAAGGAAUCAGUUUCAGAGAAUCCUACGUUGGAUUUACCUUGUUCUAUAGGGAGAACUGAGGGAAUUGCACAUUCAUCCAAUACCUCAGAUGUGGACCUCACGGGUGCUUCCAGUGCAAAAGAAACUACCUCGUCUAGCAUUUCCAGGCAUUAUGGAUUAUCUGACUCUAGAAAAAGAACUCGCACAGGAAGAGCGUGGCCUGCUGCAAUACCACAUUUGCGGAGAAGGAGAGGCCGCCUGCCACGAAGAGCACUCCAGACUCAGAACUCAGAAGUUGUAAAAGAUGAUGAAGGCAAAGAAGAUUAUCAGUUUGAAGAACUUAACACAGAAAUCCUGAAUAACUUAGCAGAGCAGGAGUUACAGCUCAAUCACCUGAAAAACUCUAUCACUAGUUAUUUCGGUGCCGCGGGUAGAAUAGCGUGUGGCGAAAAAUACAGAGUUUUGGCUCGUCGGGUGACACUUGAUGGGAAGGUGCAGUAUCUUGUGGAGUGGGAAGGAGCGACUGCAUCCUGACUGUAGGACUGAACAUUAUGUUCACUGCACUCGUUUUUGGUUGGUACAA